Molecule: messenger RNA, 7095 nt
Organism: Arthroderma uncinatum
Lineage: Eukaryota; Fungi; Ascomycota; Eurotiomycetes; Onygenales; Arthrodermataceae
Product: two-component sensor protein histidine protein kinase
Exons: 6
Coding region: 1-7095 (2364 amino acids)
Biological process (GO): phosphorelay signal transduction system; protein autophosphorylation
Molecular function (GO): ATP binding; protein binding; phosphorelay sensor kinase activity
Source: RefSeq, a predicted model, not a curated record
AUGAUGGAAGAAAACCGCAUUCUUGGGGAGGAUCUCCAAAUCUCCCCUGAUCGGUUGUUUGAGCGCCUAUCGCAACUCCCCGGGUACUCGUGGGACCAAAACUUCGUGCCUAUUCACUCCUCCUACGACCACUGGCAUUUUACUGGAAUCAAAUAUUCCGCCGACUCCGAAACCACCUCAACCCAAACCGCCUCCUCGUCCUCUCGAUCUAAAACCUCCAUAUCGUCGCAUAAUUCCCCAGAGUUAGAACCAAGGUCGUUCUUCCCGUCACACUGGCGCAAGGCGCCUAGCGAAGCGGAUAGUGAAAUUACCUCCCCGCGCGAUGAAGUUGAACGACCAUGGCUUCCCGUUAUAGCCCGUGUUUCCGGCCAUGUUGUUCGGCUAGAACGCGAAUUUCAUAUCCUACGAUCCAUCAUCGAGACCUCUGAUCCGGAAUGCAAACACACAGUUCGUCCCAUCGAUAUCAUACACCUUGCACGCCAGCCAGAAGACCGCGGAUUGUUUCUAGUAACAAUAUACGAAUAUGUAUCACCUAACUAUUUGAGAAAAUUAAUCCCAGCCGGGCCCGCUUCAUUUCAGAUGGACUGUGUUACCACGUCUAAUUCAGAAAUUGAAAAGGUCCCCUUGCCCACGUUUUUCAACUUUGCCAUCGGGGCUUGCGAGUGUCUCGAGCUACUACACUAUGGCCUCAAGACGGUUCAUGGCGAAAUCCGUGGCGACGCUUUCCAUUUCGCGGAAGACACUAAAAUCGUCAGAUUAAUGAAUGCUGGAAAUGGCGCUAGAUCAUUUGAUAAUGCAUUGGGCGACGGUUGGGCAGUCUUAUCCAAGGAGAUAGGUGUGAGAAACAAAUUACAAUUUAUCGCGCCCGAGCAGACCGGCAGGUUACCAACGGAACCGGAUAGUCGGACAGAUAUAUAUGCUCUUGGUAUUUUAUUAUGGAUUAUGCUCGCAGGAAGACCUGCUUUUGAAGGCAAAGACCUUGUCGAGGUGGUACAAAAUGUCUUGAGCAAGAAUUUGAGUCCUAUAUCGUCUCUACGCCUUGACGUACCCGACGCAUGUGCUGCUGUUAUCCAAAGAAUGACCAAGAAACAAAUUGGCGAGAGAUAUCAUACUAUCUCAGCUGUUAAGUGGGACUUUCAGCAAAUUUCAAAGUUGCUAGGCGAUGGAGACGCGGAUGCGCUUAAAAAGUUUCAAGUGGCCCAACGGGACGUUUCCUCGUUCUUUACUUUGCCCUGUGGCAUGUUCGGUAGGAAGAUGGAAUUUGACCGAAUCAUGAGUGUCGUGAACAAGGCCUACAAACGGCGGCAGGCUGCUGUUACUCCUAACAAAACGAGCCUCUACACAAGAAGCUCUAACUCAUCAAUUUCUGGCGAUAGAGUAGACAAUGUGGACAUCGAUGCCUCCAGUGACUCCGGUUCUCUUGGGGUUCCCGCCGCCGCUCCCGCAUUCAGACACAAUUCAACCUCUCAUCCGCUUUACCCUUCUGCUCAGGAUUCUAUCUUCAGUACGGAAUCUGGAACCAUGAGUACCAAAACUGCACUUCUAUCCAAUCGUAUGAAGAGCCCAACGGAUUCGCGGAUGUCAUGGGAAAAUAUUGAACGUGACUCCCCCAGUCUUGCGUUUGACUCCGGUUCUUUGGCACGGCGUAAGGCCGCUCAUACUAAAUAUCGACAUGGAGGCCGAUGUGAAGUUAUCACUGUAUCUGGCCCAACUGGAAUGGGGAAAUCCGACCUGAUCCAACGUUUACUACCCGAAAUCCGCAAAGUUGGGUAUGUCGCAGUCGCAAAAGUUGACCGGCAAUGCAAAUUACCAUUUGACCCAAUUCUCAAGGCCCUGACUAGCUUACUGCGUCAGAUCUUCUCAGAGCGCGAUAUCACAACGGAAUAUCAUAACUCAAUACGCGCUACUCUGCAACCUAUCUGGGGCUCCCUAUACCAGUUCUUGGACCUUCCGUAUCAACUACUCUUUCAAGAAAAUGUCGACUAUGAGCCAACAAUGCAUCAGAGGGCCUUUCAGCCGCUGAAGGGGCUGAAAGAAGACAUAGAAGAAUCCUUCGGCGUUAGUGGUUCGGAAUUUACCAGCCUCAGCCAAGGCCAAUCCUCUCAAGACUUUUGUCAAGGCCCUGCGUCCUCACUGGGAAUCAACUUUGUGGACAUUAUGAUCGAUGUGCUCAGGAUUAUGUCUCUUUACGAAGUCAUCUGUAUAUGUGUGGAUAACGCGCAUUUCGUAGAUGAGGAGUCUGCGGGCUUAUUACUUGAAAUCAUGAAGAAUAAACUGCGAUGUGUUAUUAUCCUUACCGGCCGGAGUGAUGACAUUGUCUCCCCUACCAUGAAAUCUCUCUUUGAGAUGGAAGCCCCAAAUCUCACAAGAGUGGUACUAGAGCCCCUCAACGAGGACGACAUCCUUGAAUUUGUUGCAGCAACAAUGCACCAACCCGCGAACAGUGCUAUGGUGCCACUCGCUGCUGUUGUACAAGAGAAGAGCUGUGGAAACCCGUUUUACGCCCGCUUGAUCCUUGAAACAUGUUAUCGUAAGAACUGCAUUUGGUACUCCUGGCGAGACGCUGCAUGGCAGUUUGACCUCGAUCGAGUGUUCUCGGAAUUUGUCGUGCCUGGCUAUGGUGAGGGAGUUGGUACCAACUUUGUUGUCAAGAGACUACAGGAAAUGCCAUCUGCGGCCCGGUCAAUUGUUCUAUGGGCUGCUUUGCUCGGUACGACCUUCUCCUUUUCGCUUGUCCAAAAGCUGCUAUCAGGCGAAUUUCUCUAUGAAGUUGGAGGGGAGGAUAAGGAUGACGUUACCUGCCCUGCCCAAACAAAAUGGGUACAGGAUAGCUCCGAUAUUGUAGCAGGGCUUCAGUUUUUACUCCAAGCUUAUAUUAUAAUUCCGGGUGAUACCGAUGAUGAGUUCAGAUUCUCUUCAGAUCACUACGCCCAGGCUGUGGCUUCUAUGCGACAAUGCCAUAAUUCCGAGAAAAUGCACUUUAUCAUAAUACAGACAAUGAUGAAAUAUUUACCAGACGACGAUACUACAUUGCACGCAAAGGCACGCCAUAUCAGCCUCUCCUCAAGACUAAUUAAAGAAAGAAUCCCCAUACGCACUACAUAUCGGGAUGUCUUGUACCGAGCAGGCCUGGCGGGUUAUAAAUCAGGUGCUAAAGCGACGGCACUCAAGAAUUACCAGCAGUGUAUCUUCCUCUUACAAGACAAUGCUUGGGAUGCCGAUACGCCCGACGCAUACUAUGACGAAACGAGGGAACUUUACAUCCAGACUGCAGAAAUGCAUCUAGCUCUGGGCCAGACAGCUGAGACGUUAGAUGCCCUUAACGUCAUUUUCAAGAAUGCACGCACAGCGCCCUGCAAAGCAAGAGCCUGGACACUACGAAGUCGGGUUCACUCCGUCAAAGGGAAUAUAUGCGCGGCAUUGGACGCUUUGUUUACUUGUUUAGAAGAGCUAGGCGUGAAAGUGAACCGUGUAACCACAUGGGAGGAAAACGAUACAGCAUUCAAGGAACUUGCCCAAUAUCUCCGAACCGUGGAUUUCGAUACACUAUUAUCGCGACCUCUGAGCGAAGAUCGAUCGGUAAUCGCUGUUGGUGCAGUGAUGAACGAAGCUAUAUCAGUUUGUUUGUGGCUUGACCCAUUGAUGUUCCUCCGCCUAACAGUGGAAAUGAUGCGCAUCACCCUCAAAUACGGUUCGAUGGUGCAGGCUGUUUACUUGUAUAGCCAGUUUUCGGCACUCUCAUUGAGUCGUUUCAAGGACAAGGACCUCGGCCUCAAGUUAAGUGACGCCGCUUUAUCAAUCCUACGUGUUACCAACGAUCCCUCAGCAAUUGCGCGUGGGAUUACGAUUCAUAAUGUCUUCAUAAAUCAUAUGCGUGAGCCAGUGGCUAUAACCAUGCCCCUUUUAGAAACGUCAACGGAAGCUGCCUUCUUUAUCGGCGACCGUUAUUACAUUCUUCUCAAUGUAUCCUCGAUGGUUAUUACCCGACUUGUUCUUGGCUAUGAUUUAGGAGAGAUAGAAGCCCUAUGCAAUGAUGCGACUGAGGGCAUCAGCGAUUGGUCUCAUGACAUUCGUGGAGGAACCGCCAUAGUAGCAGUCCGGCAAGCGGCCCGCGCGCUGCAAGGAAAGACGAUAGCGAGCUCGGCUGACCUUGUUUUAUCCGAUGCACACCAUGACGAUCAAACGUAUCAGGCUGAAAUCAUGGAACGUUUUCCGGGAAAACCUCACGUUCUGCUUAUGUAUCGCAGUGUCCUCUUUAUUCCUCUAUACGCAUAUGGCCACUAUGCGAAGAUAGUGGAAUUGGGUACUGAGAUGGCUGGUCAGCUGCACGGAAUUUGGUCAUCAAGGCUGGCAACUCAAGCAUACUUUUAUCUGUCGAUGGCCACCCUCUCCCUCCAUCUUGAAGACCCUCAACUGCCUGGCGUGGAGUCUAGCAUUAGCGCAGUUGAGGGAUACAAGAAAGAAAUCGAUUAUAUGCGAGGGGGGUGUGAUGCGAACUAUGGAACAUGGUCAUUGAUGGUCCAAGCCUUACUUUGCGAGGUAAAGAAGGACUUCCAGGGAGCAUUGAUAGCUUUUGAGGAGUCAUUGGACCAUGCUCAGCUCCAUAAUUGGCCAAUUGAGGAAGCGCUUGCUUAUGAGCUCCAAGUGGAUUUCCUUAUUCGACGCGGUGCCAAACGUGCAGCGCAGAAGAUGUUACAACCAGCCAUUUCUGUGUGGAAUAGAAUUGGCGCCGCCGGAAAGGCACAACAGUUAACGGAGAAAUAUGAAUGGCUGACAAGAAUAGGGACAGUCUCAAGAUCAAAUGACGUUGGCUGCCAAACAAUUGAUUCACUUCUCGGCGUUCAAAAAUCCAAUGUGACGGAACCUUCUUCAGACUCCCACGCCAUCAAUUCACUUGAAGGUGGCCAUAACCAGAACUGGCUUGAACAAAACCAGAAGCCAACCGAGGGUCCCUCUGAUAUAACCGGCGUUGGGUUAGACAUCAUUGACUUGUCCACCAUCAUUGAGUUCAGUCAUGUAAUGUCAUCUGAGCUUGAGGUCAAUAAGCUCUUGACAAAGAUGGUCCGCAUUAUAUUAGAGUCAUGUAGUGGAUCCGAACAUGCUCUAGUGAUCACCGAAUUUGACUCACAAGGCUGGUGUGUUGCUGCCUCUGGGGAUAACGACAGCGAACCUAUUGCGUAUGAGAAUGGUUUGCCAUUUUCUGAUAUUGAAGAUAAAAUGGCGCAGCAGAUCAGCAGCUAUACUCUUCGUACAAGAGAGCCGGUGCUGGUGCAUAACGUUUUGGAAGAUGACAGGUUCUCCAACCUUAGCGAAGCUUACACCUCCCGCCACCCACACGGUCGGUCUAUCAUCGUUUUACCGAUUAUUCAGGCAAAGAAUUUCCUUGGAGUGAUACACAUUGAAGGGAAGCCUAACUCCUUUACUCAACGCAACCUUGUUCUACUGCGCCUUGUUUGCAACCAAAUGGGCAUAUCGCUUGCCAAUGCAUUCCUGUUUCAGGAGGUGCGGAAAGUAAGUGCUGCUAAUGCUGCUAUGGUUGAAGCGCAAAAAUGCGCUCUAGUACAGGCCCGGGAAGCGGAGCAUAAAGCCAAAAUCGCAGAAGUCGAGGCCAACCAUAACGUUAAGCUCAAAGAAGAUGCAGCCAAAGCAAAAUCCAUAUUCCUCGCCAACAUAUCGCACGACUUGCGCACACCCAUGACUGGAGUCAUUGGAUUGUCAGAAUUGCUCAAAGCGACUAAAUUGGAUCCCAAGCAAGACGUUUACGUCGAGUCAAUUCGUGUUUGUGCAGACACGCUCCUUACCCUGAUCAACGACAUUCUCGACUUUUCCAAACUCGAGGCCGGAAAAAUGAAGGUUUCUAUUGUUCCAAUUAACCUCCGCCAAACUAUUGCGGAAGUCGUUCGUGCUCUUCGAUAUACCCACCGAGAGAAAGGACUUGAAACAAUUGAGGAUCUAGAUAGCAUUGAUCCUAACCUUCUGGUGAUGGGCGACCCUGUCCGUUUGCAUCAGAUAUUCAUGAACUUGCUCAGCAAUAGCUAUAAAUUCACACCAAAGGGGUCGGUAACUGUCCAAGCUACAGUCGACGAAGACACCCCUGAGAAAAUACGUGUCACUUGCAAAGUUGCAGAUACUGGAAUUGGGAUAUCAGAAGAGCAGCUGGUUCGCUUAUUUAGACCUUUCUCUCAGGCAGACAGCUCUACUGCAAGGUCUUACGGUGGUAGUGGGUUAGGGUUGAGUAUUUGCAAAGCUAUUAUCGAGGACGUCCUUGGUGGAAGAAUAUGGCUGCAAUCCCAGGAAGGUGUAGGGACGACAGUCACAUUUACACUCUUAUUCAAAAAAGCUGGCAAGGAUGCCGUUCCAAAAACCCCAUGGUCUCAGGAAUCGGGGCAGAAACAACCACACGCUCAUACCUUGCGAGAUAUUUCUCACAUACCCCGCGACCAUGUCAGAAUCUGCAUCGCAGAAGAUAACCCCAUCAAUCAGAAGAUCGCCGUCAGUUUCGUUCACCAUCUAGGGUUAUCGAGCGAAGUUUUCAGUGAUGGAGAGCAAGCUGUUGAAGCUCUUAGGCAGCGAUCUAAGGAUGGGAACCCGUUCCAUAUUGUCCUGAUGGAUGUUCAAAUGCCAGUACUAGACGGGUGCGACGCGACACGUAAGAUCCGUCAAGAUCCAGACCCGAAUGUCAACGAAGUACUCGUCAUUGCCAUGACAGCAAGUGCCAUAGAGGGAGAUCGUGAGAAAUGCAUAGAUGCUGGUAUGAAUAACUACUUAGCCAAACCGGUGCGAUCGGAUGUUCUCAAAGGCAUGCUUGAUCGAUAUCUCGCGCCACAAACGAAGUCGCUACCGAAACGAUCGAAGUCAUCUGCUGCGGCCUCACGCCUGAUAGAAUUACAAGCUUCAAGGGGGCCUAUGAACCCACCUUCUCCGCCCUUAAAAGACAGAAUUGCUGAAGAACAAAAGACAAAGGCCGCGGUAGAUGCUGCAAUCGCGGCGGCAACCAAGAGGCGAAAAGGAUCCAUUAAUGGUGGAAUUGGACCAGAGAAUACAGGGAAGAAGCCAGAGCAAGACGAUAACAAAGCGCCAACCGCGGAACAAUGA